Molecule: messenger RNA, 309 nt
Organism: Rattus rattus (black rat)
Lineage: Eukaryota; Metazoa; Chordata; Mammalia; Rodentia; Muridae
Product: 40S ribosomal protein S26-like
Exons: 1
Biological process (GO): translation
Cellular component (GO): cytosolic small ribosomal subunit; ribosome
Molecular function (GO): mRNA binding; structural constituent of ribosome
Source: RefSeq, a predicted model, not a curated record
AACAACGGUUGUGCCAAAAAGGGCCACAGCCAUGUGCAGCCAAUUUGCUGCACGAACUGCGCCCGGUGUGUGCCCAAGGAUAAGGCCAUUAAGAAGUUUGUCUUUCGGAACAUUGUAGAAGGCGCUGCAGUCAGGGACAUAUCUGAAGCAGGCGUCUUUGACGCUUAUGUGCUUCCCAAGCUCUGUGUCAAGCUGCACUACUGCGUGAGCUGUGCCAUUCAUAGCAAAGUCAGGAAUAGAUCUCGUGAGGCCCGGAAGGACCGAACACCUGCUGGCGCUGCAUCACAAUCUCCACCAAAGCCCAUGUAA